AUGCGACUACUUGAACGAAUUCCAACGGUCCCAGGAACAAUUGGAUAUUCCAGCUCAAACGGAUAUAGGUGUAAGCAGAUGGAACCGCCACCGGACCCUGUUUUCAAGCUGAAUUUUGACGCGGCCAUAUUCUCGGACCUGAACGGGUCUGGGGUUGGUGUAAUAAUCCGGAAUUGCAAGGGGGAGGUAAUGGCAGCAAUGACUACAAAAGGUCCACUGGUUGGAGGUAGUGAAGAGGCAGAAAUCUUAGCUUGUCGAAGAGCGUUGGAGUUCGCCAUUGACGCUGGCUUUACAAACUUGAUUGUUGAAGGGGAUAAUGCUGCUGUAAUGUCUUCACUUUCAUCAUCUGGAGCUGAUCUGUCAUGGCUUGGGCAUAUUAUACAGGAUAUUCAAUGGUUGGCCAACGGGAUUAGUUGGGUUUGUUUUAGUCAUGUUAAGCGAGGUGCAAAUUUGGUGGCACAUGUAUUAGCCAGACAUGCGAAAGAUGUAACUGAAGAUAUAGUCUGGUUGGAGGAUACUCCCCCACCAGCUAUUGAGGCAUUGUACUAUGAUUCCUUACAUUUGAAUGAGUAA
Molecule: messenger RNA, 573 nt
Organism: Quercus lobata
Lineage: Eukaryota; Viridiplantae; Streptophyta; Magnoliopsida; Fagales; Fagaceae
Exons: 1
Coding region: 1-573 (190 amino acids)
Molecular function (GO): nucleic acid binding; RNA-DNA hybrid ribonuclease activity
Source: RefSeq, a predicted model, not a curated record